AACACACAAACCAUCCUCUGGUUAAUUUAACGUUACCAGUAUAAUAAACUCACCUGAGACAAACUGUUAUUUGGAUAUGAACAGCGGGACAUCAAGCUGUGUGUGCCCUCAGAUAAACAUCAGUCUUCAGACCAAAAUAAAGGACUUUACCACUAACUUACCAUCAGCAGCAGAGUUGCAACCAACAACUCCAAGCAGGGAAACUAAAUCAUCUUCAACUAUUCAAUGUGACCACUGCAUAGAGGCACGACCGGUGGCCAUAAGGACUUGUCUGACUUGUGAUGCCUCAUUGUGCCAGGCGCACACCCUGCUGCACCAGCAGAGGUCUACUCUGAGGAAGCACACGGUUGUGGAUGUGACAAGCGAUUUGCUAUCUCUGAAGUGCAAGGAUCAUCAUGAUGAGCUCAAGUUCUUCUGUAUGGAGGAAAAGGUACCUGUGUGCUGUAUGUGUGUCCUGGUUGGCAUGCACAAGAACCACAAAGCAACUCAACUCCAUGAAGCCUGUGCAGACUUCAAGAGCAUGUUAGAGACAUCUAUGAACCAACUGCUAAAGCGAAGAUGUGACGCAGAACAUGCCAUCAAAGACCUGGAGUCACUGUAUACACAAACAGUAGAGUCUGCUGCAGAGUUCAGAGAAAGAAUCUCAGACAAGUACAGCAGGAUACGUGUUGUGUUGGACGGUGAUGAGCGUCUGAUGAUGCAGAUUAUAGAUGCAGAGGAAAUAUACAUGACAGAGUGGUUGGACACCCAGAGGGACAUCAUUGAGGCCCAGAUCAAAGAGAUAGAUAGCCUCAGAGCCUCCAGCAGAUCACUUCUCGAGGAAACAAAUGCUCUAAAAUUCCUACAGCAAAUCACAGCGCAGAAUCUUUGUGACCCUAUGGAUCGAGCACCAAUCCAAGCAGCCGACAAGGAUCAAUGUGAGCCUGAGAAGCUGAAAACAAUAGAGAGGCUGGUGGAUGAGCUCUCUGUGGCUCUGUCCCAACACUUUCCACGAAUGUGGUCAUAUCUAAGUUCUCCUUCGCUGGACUCCAAGACAGCCCAUCCAAAUCUGGAAAUAUCCCAGGACAGGAAGCAGGUGUACUGGAGAAGACAGCCUGCCAGUGAAGCUUCUAGCUCUCAGCCAUAUGACUCCCAGUACAGCGUCCUGACUCAAGAAGGUUUUACUACUGGACAGCACUACUGGGAGGUCAUUGUCCAGGAAAAACCCUACUGGUUGAUAGGUGUGACCACUGGGACUGUCUAUAAAAAAGAUGGUCCAAGUCAGAGCUCCUCCAGCUUGGGCAUGAACAACACAUCCUGGUACAUCUACCAUGGAGAUGGGCAGUACCUGGCAUGUCAUGAUACCCAGGAGAAGCAGCUGUCAGUUGCAAGGAGAGUCAGAAAGCUGGGCAUCCUGGCAAAUCUCCAGAAGGGGGAGCUGUCAUUCUAUGAUGGUGAUGCUAUGACUCUGCUUCACUCUUUCUGCGUGCCCUGCACCGAGAUUCUGUACCCGAUGUUAAACCCAUGCAUUGAUGUGAAUGGAGUGAACAGGCAGCCACUUACCUUGUUUUGGAUUAAAGACCCUUGGGACUGGCAUGUAAACAAAAAUUGAAGAGUGAACUAAAUUAUUCACUGAUCAAACUUUAUUUUUUUUAUUUACAAUUUUCUUAAUGUUUAUUCUAUUUUUGCUUAGAUUUUAUACAUCAUGUGGUGGAAAAGUCACCUCAAAGCUGAAGAUUGUUGUUGACCAAAUCACUUUCCCUGUCUGCUCCAGGUAAAACUAUGACUGAGAAAACAAUUACUUCUGUAUUUUAUAAAUGUUAUAGCUAAAGCUAAGAUAGAUGAUGAACAUACUACACAUAGCUUUUUACCUCAACCCAUGGGAGAGAUGACAAGGCCCAAAAUAUGAUAUUAUACUGUCCUGUAUAACACUGUGAUCCUUUAAUGCUGUUUAAUAGGAAAUUAGAGCUGAGAAUAAUUAUUUACUGUAGAAUUUGUCUUUUAUUGAUUUUAUGUUUUCCAAUAUGAAUGUCAUUUCUAUAGUUUAUAGUCAUUUUUCUAUUAUCUUGAAUUAUUCACUUCAAGCCUUUAAACAACACUUUUUUGUGGUGAAGUCUAGUUACUCGUUCAGCAGCUUAGCAGCUUUCAUGUUGGACUCUUCAGGAAGUAAAUGAGCCUUGCAUAAAAUACUGGCUUGUUUUUUGUACAACUGACCCCUCAGCUCACCAGACCAUGGAGUACAUGUGCACCUUCAGUCUCAUGUCAGUAGCCCUACAGAGCUGUUGCCCUACCAUGACACAAGCCAUCUGUCACCAAGGACAUUUUCAUACUUUUAAAGCAUAGGCAUAGCCACAAAAAACAGGAUCCCACAGGCAGCUAAUACCAAAAUAACCUACAUAAACUCUACAUUUUAAGUCAGUUUGUGGACGUACACACAUUCCAGCACAAUGGCUCUCCUAAACUGAUCAGGG
Molecule: messenger RNA, 2450 nt
Organism: Monopterus albus (swamp eel)
Lineage: Eukaryota; Metazoa; Chordata; Actinopteri; Synbranchiformes; Synbranchidae
Product: nuclear factor 7, brain
Exons: 7
Coding region: 77-1591 (504 amino acids)
Molecular function (GO): protein binding; zinc ion binding
Source: RefSeq, a predicted model, not a curated record